UCUGUCCUGUCUCACCCCUCCACCCCUAGCCAAGGGCACCCUGAGUGAGGACACUAUCCGGGUGUUCCUGCAGCAGAUAGCCGGGGCCAUGAGGGUGCUGCAGGCCAAGGGGAUCAUUCACAGAGACCUCAAACCACAGAACAUCCUGCUCUCCAACCCCGCAGGACGCAAGUCCCACUCCACCAACACCUGCAUCAAGAUAGGUAGGGGUGUGUUUGUGCACAUGCACAGUAAUGCAUCAUAUAAAUUAUAGAGACGUGUUCAAUCUUAUAGCUGUGAAGAAUGAAUGAAUGAGUGCAGGGCUGAAGAGCAGCAUUUUAUAUGUCUUUACACCUCACUCAUUAAAUCUGUUAUUCAAUGUUUGUAUGGGCUAAUAGCACUAAGGCCUAAAAAUAUAUAUAUAUAUAUAUAUAUAUAUAUUUUUUUUAUACUUCAAGGGGUCUUAAAAUUUUAAAUCAAAUAGCUAAAUGAUCAUUGGUAUGACCUUCUUAAAACAAUUCCAUAUAGCUUAGUAGAACCCCCCCGACUUAGACAGGGCUUAGACUCUUAUGGGUUAACUACUGGUGGUGAUUCAGAAGUAUUAUGACAGACAGUUUUCUAGUAUCAUUUAAAGGUGUUACAGUGCAUGCUAAGAGUAAGAUGGCAGGUUUCAAAAAGCUCUGUGACAAAAAAUGUAUUCACCAGUCCUCUUAGUGGCUCAGUGGAAAGUCAAUUGAGACCUCUCUCCACAGUAACCUCUAGUCGUUCCCAGCUGGUUAUAAAAAUGUUCCGCUCAGUGCAAACAUUUUGUGAUUGCCCCCAGGUUCUGCUGAGUAUCUCUGAGUGCACAGCUGUCUUCUCCACUCCUACAUAGACGGGUUGGCUAACAAUGUCACAAAAAUGAUGCGCGUGCAUCGAUGCAGCCGGAUGCCGUGCUUUGUUAUUACAGAUCGUUAACAACCAUGACAAGAAGCUGCCAUGUGGUGGCUCGUUUCUGCUAGUUUUAUCUUGUUCUUGAUACCAUGUUUUGAGGUGUUUUGCCUGAUUUCUUGUCUAUGCUAAUAUUACAAACAUUCGCUAACUAACAACUGUAACAAUGUAUUUGAGAGACAAAAUGCUCAUUGUGCAAAUGUAUUUGUUUUCAAUAAACAUUUGGAGAAGACAUAUAGUUGACAUGUUAUCAACAAUCUAAGCCAACCUCGUCUGUUUUACCCCAUAGUUGCGCACGCGUCGGUUUUAUUGCUAAACAACCAACCCGUCUAUAACUAAAUCAUAGUUCCAAAAAAAAACCCCCCCCCCCACCACAUCAUUUAUCGCUACUCUCUAGCUAUCUAUAUCUCUCUAUCUAUCUAGCUCGUCUACCUCGCUCUCCUCUCUCUCUACUUCUCUCUCUCUUCUAUCUCUCUCUCGCUCUAUCUCUCUCUCUCCUCUCUCUCUCUCUCUCUCUCUCUAUCUUCUCUCUCAUCUCUCUCUCUCUACCUCUCUCUCUCUCUCAUCUCUCCUACUCCCUUCUAUUCCUAUACUCUCCAGCUGACUUUGGGUUUGCCCGGUACCUUCAGAACAACAUGAUGGCUGCUACUCUGUGUGGGUCCCCUAUGUACAUGGUGAGCACCUCUAGUUCCUUACACACCCUCAAACUGCCUAUGGUCAUGCUGUAUCUGCCAUUAGGUACCAUGUUUGACAUGUGUCAUGUGUGCAACUCUGAAACGUUUUCCUGUAUCCACCAGGCACCUGAAGUCAUCAUGUCUCAAAACUAUGAUGCCAAAGCUGACCUGUGGAGCAUCGGAACCAUUUUGUUCCAGUGUCUGACUGGGAAAGCCCCGUUUCAGGUGAGCACCAUAGUCCCAACGAUAUAAGACUCAAUCAUACGCAGAUAUACCCAACUCAAAGGGAGGGUGUUUAAAUGGUUAAAAUUAAUCCACUCAAUGCAGGAAGGGGUCAUUCAGAGAGAGAGAGAGCGAGAGAGAAACAGACAUUCCAAGAGUUUGUAUUUGACUUGGACUGCAAUGCUUGCAUGUCUUUUUGUCGAGCUAACAUUUUGGUGGAAGGUACAUCCCCCCCCACCCCCCUGCGCACUCAACGUCAUUGAGAUACAUUUCCGUGUAGGCCUAUUUGGCUGGGAAGCGAGCUGUAGCAUAUUGCCUGUUUCUGUUUGAGUAUUUUAUUGAAGAAUGUGAAACAAUGUUGUCUAUUUGCUGCUUUUCAUUAAAUCAUGUAGCUGUUCUUUAGGCUAUGGCCUAAAAUAAAAUCAUUAAUACGGUCAGAAUAUUAUACUUUGUAGCAUAGGCUACCGUAUUUAUGAAAAUAAACAGUUCAUGCGAAAAUAUUCAGAGCGGGUAAAAGGCCCACAUUUGGUCCUUUCAGUAAAAAAAAAACAUUGAAAUGGAAAUGUCAUUUCAGAGACACAAAGUAACAAUAGCCUCUAUGAUUAAAGGGACCAGAGUCCAUCUGUUACUGGGAUCUCAACAAUAUCAUUAUUUACAUCAUUCAAAUUCACCAAAUCAUUUUGUUUAUAAGCCCACUAGGCUACUCAUUUGUUGACAUGAAAUGUCCUGAAUAAUAUAAAGGAAAAUACCAAUAGCCUAGGCUAUCCUACACAAUUACGCAAAGUAACAUACCUCGGUGUCCAAUCCCAUGCACAGAAACAUAUGAAAACUUUACCUAAUUACCUUGAUGCUUUCUCUGUUAAAUCUUUUAGACCCUGGUGCUUUCUGUUAAAUCUUUUAGACCCCACUGUAAAUCAAGUAGACAAUAGCAGAUAAUCAACAUAAAUGUAGGAGUGUUGGAUUGGAUCCAAUGUGGCUCACAACUUCACUGGCGCAGCGAAUGAGACAUCAACAUGUUCUGGACACCGUUUUCCACCCUGGCUGUUUUUGCACCAUAUGCUAUAUCACAACAGCUGUUUGCCACUUGACUGUCAUUCAGAAAAAUAUUUCCUGGAUCAGCUGAUGAUGGUAGAUCACUAGGCCUAACUGACCCAAACUAGCCAGACAGGAUUUCUAAAGGUCAACUGACUGUGUUUCCCCUUCAGAUCUUAACACUCCCUUUGAAACUCAUUUGUGUGCAUGCAAACAUUCAAGUGAUUUGUUCUGUCUGUAAUUAAAAAAUAUAUAAAGUAUUUGUAUUGUAUUUGCGAGACAUUCUACUGCACUUUUGAAGCUAGUAACAUAAGCAUUAUGCUGCACCUGCUAUAACACCUGCAAAUCUGUGUACAUGACCAAUAAACGUUGAUUUGAUGUGUGUGUGCUACCCAUAGGCUAGCAGUCCCCAGGACCUCCGGCUAUUUUAUGAGAAAAACAAGAACCUCAGCCCCAAGUAAGUGUUCACCAACUCCAGUAGCAGCUGGAGACUGUCUGUUUUUAGAGACAGAGGGUUCAGAUUUCUUAGCCUUUCACAGGAGUUUGUUUGUUGAAUGUUGCUUCCAUUUUAAUUAAUUCAUGUUGUGGUAGAUCACAUUUCAUCAUUCCCUGUGUUCUGGAUAUGUUACAAACGACUUUUGAUUAUCAUACUCUCACACACUGCUUUUAGCAUCUUUCCCUACCACAAUCGUAAUGUUAACCAUUUGUGGUGAAUUGCAAAACAGGCCCCUGAUCAGUUGUUACAGCAGGAAUGAAGUGUAAAGUACCAUCAUGCAUUCAUGGUGACUUGUGUAUUCCCCUCACAGUAUCCCCAGAGAGACCUCCUGUCCCCUGAGGCAUCUGCUGCUGGGUCUUCUGCAGCGCAACCACAAGGAACGCAUGGACUUUGGUCAGUGGGGCCACACUCAUUAUUUAAGAGAUGUUUCAAAUUGAUAUGGUAGCAUGUUCCUCACUUUCAAUCUUUUUCUCUUCUUCUCAUUGUAGAGGAGUUCUUCCGUCAUCCCUUCCUGGAGGCGAGCUCGUCCAUGAAGAAAAGUGAGUAACUCCUUAUUCAUCCAUCUACCCAUCCCUAAUUGAAACAUCCAAACCACGCCAAUAUUGAUUUUCACUUAUUUUCUUGAUGGUGAUUUCUAUCAUAUCAUUUACAUUUACAUUUUUGUCAUUUAGCAGACGCUCUUAUCCAGAGCGACUUACAGUUAAAUAUCAAGAGGACAGUGUGAGAAAUGAAUGCAUUCAUUUGUUAUUACUUUUAGAAUUGAUAUUGAUCUUUUUCUUUCAUACAGCAACUCCUGCUGUGACCAUGACGUGCUUUCCCAGCUCCACUUCAGCCAGCUCUUGUAGCAGCUCUUCCACCUCACACCUGGCCUCCCCACCAGUGAGUGUGCGUGCGUCAAUAUAUACACACUUGUGUGUGUUUGUUUAAAGCAUCUUGUAUACAGCGUGAUUCAGAGGUGACCGUAGUAAGUCAUCCGUGGGGCCUCAGUCUUAACACUGAUGAUGUGUUAAACCCUGUGUGAUAAGGACCAGCUGUCUGACUUAAUGACCCACAGGCAGAUUGGACUGUUAUUGCCCAACAGUUGUUACCUGAAACAUACUAGGUUAGAGCUACUGUUGAUGUGUCCACUACCAAAGAGUAUGUUCCGUCUUGGGUUUGUUGGGUGGUAUAGUGCUUUUUGUCUAAUCUGUAGUGUAAUGUGCUGCUGCCUGUGAAAUUUGUGAUGACACACGUGUGAUUAUUGUCUGUUAUCAGUGAUACUGUACAGUGCAUUCGGAAAGUAUUCAGACCCCUUGACUUUUUCCACAUUUUGUUUACGUUACAGCCUUAUUCCAAAAUGGAUGACAUUUUAAAGAAUCCUCUUCAAUCUACACACAAUACCCCAUAAUGACAAAGCGAAAACAGUUUUUUAGAAAUGUUUGCAAAUGUAUUGAAAAAAACCAACAGAUACCUUAUUUCCAUAAGUAUUCAGACCCUUUGCUAUGAGACUCGAAAUUAAGCUCAGGUGCAUCCUGUUUCCAUUGAUCAUCCUUGAGAUGUUACUACAACUUAAUCCCCAAAAAACAUUUCCACUGUAUUUCAGCCCUGCCACAAAAUGACCAGCUGACAUCAUGUCAGUGAUUCUAUCGUUAACACAGGUGAGAGUGUUGACGAGGACAAGGCUGGAGAUCACUCUGUCAUGCUGAUUGAGUUAGAAUAACAGACUGGAAGCUUUAAAAGGAGGGUGCUUGAAAUCAUUGUUCUUCCUCUGUUAACCAUGGUUACCUGCAAGGAAACACGUGCCGUCAUCAUUGCUUUGCACAAAAAGGGCUUCACAGGCAAGGAUAUUGCUGCUAGUAAGAUUGCACCUAAAUCAACCUUUUAUCUGAUCAUCAAGAACUUCAAGGAGAGGUUCAAUUGUUGUGAAGAAGGCUUCAGGGCGCCCUUGAAAGUCCAGCAAGCACCAGGACCGUCUCCUAAAGUUGAUUCAGCUGCGGGAUCGGGGCACCACCAGUGCAGAGCUUGCUCAGGAAUGGCAGCAGGCAGGUGUGAGUGCAUCUGUACGCACAGUGAGGCGAAUACUUUUGGAGGAUGGCCUGGUGUCAAGAAGGGCAGCGAGGAAGCCACUUCUCUCCAGGAAAAACAUCAGGGACAGACUGAUAUUCUGCAAAAGGUACAGGGAUUGGACUGCUGAGGACUGGGGUAAAGUCAUUUUCUCUGAUGAAUCCCCUUUCCGAUUGUUUGGGGCAUUUGGAAAAAAGCUUGUCCGGAGAAGACAAGGUGAGCGCUACCAUCAGUCCUGUGUCAUGCCAACAGUAAAGCAUCCUAAGACCAUUCAUGUGUGGGGUUGCUUCUCAGCCAAGGGAGUGGGCUCACUCACAAUUUUGCCUAAGAACACAGCCAUGAAUGAAGAAUGGUACCAACACAUCCUCCGAGAGCAACUUCUCCCAACCAUCCAAGAACAGUUUGGUGACAAAAAAAUGCAUUUUCCAGCAUGAUGGAGCACCUUGCCAUAAGGCAAAAGUGAUAACUAAGUGGCUCGGGGAACAAAACAUCGACAUUUUGGGUCCAUGGCCAGGAAAUUCCCCAGACCUUAAUCCCAUUGAGAACUUAUGGUCAAUCCUCAAGAGGCGGGUGGACAAACAAAAACCCACAAAUUCUGACAAACUCCAAGCAUUGAUUCAAUUGAUUGGACAUGAUUUGUAAAGGCACACACCUGUCUAUAUAAGGUCCCACAGUUGACAGUGCAUGUCAGAGCAAAAACCAAGCCAUGAGGUUGAAGGAAUUGUCCGUAGUAUUGUGUCGAGGCACAGAUCUGGGGAAGGGUACCAAAAACUUACUGCAGCAUUGAAGGCCCUCAAGAACACAGUGGCCUCUAUCAUUCUUAAAUGGAAGAAGUUUGGAACCACCAACACUCUUCCUAGAGCUAGCCGCCUGGCCAAACUGAGCAAUCGGGGGAGAAGGGCCUUGGUCAGGGAGGUGACCAUGAACCCAAUGGUCACUCUGACAGAGCUCCAGAGUUCUUCUGUGGAGAUGGGAUAACCUUCCAGGAUGACAACCAUCUCUGCAGCACUCCACCAAUCAGGCCUUAAUGGUAGAGUGGCCAGACGGAAGCCACUCCUCAGUAAAAGGCACAUGACAGCCCGCUUGGAAUUUGCCAAAAGGCACCUAAAGACUCUCAGACCAUGAGAAACAAGAUUCUCUGGUCUGAUGAAACCAAGAUUGAACUCUUUGGCCUGAAUGCCAAGCGUCACGUCUGGAGGAAACCUGGCACCAUCCCUACGGUGAAGCAUGAUGGUGGCAGCAUCAUGCUGUGGGGAUAUUUUUCAGUGGCAGGGACUGGGAGACUAGUCAGGAUCGAGGGAAAGAUGAUUCUUGAUGAAAACCUGUUGGAGAGUGCUCAGGACCUCAGACUGGGGCGAAGGUUCACCUUCCAACAGGACAACGACCCUAAGCACACAGCCAAGACAACGAAGGAGUGGCUUCGGGACAAGUCUCUGAAUGUCCUUGAGUGGCCCAGCCAGAGCCCGGACUUGAACCUAAUCGAACAUCUCUGGAGAGACCUGAAAAUAGCUGUGCAGCGACGCUUCCCACUGAACCUGACAGAGCUUGAGAGGAUCUGCAGAGAAGAAUUGGAGAAACUCCCCAAAUACAGGUGUGCCAAGCUUGUAGCAUCAUACCCAAGAAGACUCUAGGCAUAAUCGCUGACAAAGGUUGGCUGACAAAGGUGCUUCAACAAAGUACUCAGUAAAGGGUUUGAAUACUUAUGUAAAUGUAGUAUAUAUUUGCAAAAAUUUAUAAAAACCUGUUUUUUCUUUGUCAUUAUGGGGUAUUGUGUGUAGAUUCAUGAGGGGAAAAAACAAUUUAUUCCAAUUUAAAAUAAGGCUGUAACGUAACAAAAUGUAGAAAAAGUGAAAGGGUCUGAAUACUUUCCAAAUGCACUGUAUAUGGUGAGCGGUUGGUCGUUUGGAACACAGAUGUUGAGAGAAAGUGGGUAGCUCAGGGUCAGUGCUGUGGUCAUCGUUCCUCCCUACCUUCUUUCUCUCUCUGCAGCAGUCCCUGGCUGAGGUCCAACAGCUCCGUGCCAAGACCCUCGCCUCUCCUACCCAGGAUGCCCCUGGCUUCCUCCUCAAGGACUCGUCUGGAGGGGUCUGCAGCAGCAAGAACUCCUCCUGUGACACAGACGACUUUGUCAUGGUGCCCGCCCACUUUCCCAGUAAGUGCACUCUUUCCUAUACCAAUGUACUCUCAUAGGGCUCAAUCAGUGAUGUAUAGAAUCCAGAAAUUGUGAGUGAAGUUGUUUUAGAAUAGAUCACAUUCUCUCUGAAAUAAGAAAAUAAAGGUUUAAAGCCAGACUCAGUCCCAAAUAUAAUGUAACUUUUUUUUUGUGGUUUAGUGUAUCUCGAAAUGUAUAGAUGAAAGAGGAAUUCACUUCAAAGUGACACAAAUUAAGGUUUUACGAAUUAUAAGUCCAGCAGCGUUGUUUACAAAUUGCAGGUCAGAUUUAUCCAGGUAAUUAUGAUGCAUAGGCCUAGGUUCUACCUGUCCCUCUGAUUCUACCUGUCCCUCUGAUUCUACCUGUCCCUCUGAUUCUACCUGUCCCUCUGAUUCUACCUGUCCCUCUGAUCCAUCCACGGCUACAGCAACACAAUCUAGCUAUAUCCCUCUCAAUACAAAUGAGACUCAUAAAUGAGAGUGAUACAGAAUAAACAUGUAGCUGACAAAUGCAUGUCGUAACGGUUAAUAAUAUUGGCUCCUGGCUGUCAGCCCAUCUGUCUGUGCGACAGCUGAUGAUGCUCAGGAGUGCAGAUUUGAAAACACUGGUGAGUCUGUCGUUACAGAGUUGCUUUGAUGUUGGUAGAUUCAGCUUCUGAAUGAAUUGUGGGCGAUUUUGAUUCAGCAAGGGAUUGAGAUUAUUUUCCUAGUGCAACACUUGCAAGUUGGACCAUAUUUCAGACUUCUCAGCACGACCUCUGCCAGCAACAUGCUGGACACUGGAUAAUAAUCAACAAAGCCAGUUCUGUCUACUGGUAAGUGAAGCAUCUAGCUAGCAAACAGAUAGAUCCGACCACACACGCAUUGCUUUCAAAUGUGCAUAGCCUACCGGUGGGUGAUUAGCCUACAGCCAAAUAAACGUUUAUGCAGUUGCAAACUUUGCUGGAGUUGCUAGCUGGCUAAUUGUUUUCCUCUUGGAUGUGGAGUUUACUAUUGCAACCUUUUUGAUGGCGAAUUUAUUCAACCCUAUAGUUGCUGAGGGUCGACUUUUCCAGGGAAGUGUUUGCACUGCAAGAGAUCAAGCAGAUAACGGCGCUACCAUUGCACCGCAAUAAGCGGCCUAUAUUGUUGAACUUGUCUAUGUCAAUUAGAAUAACAUUUUACUGCUGUGACGUUCAUAGCUGACUCACUUGUAAAUUGUCAUUUUUUAUCCAGUAGAGUAACCUACAUGCUUGUUGUAGGCUACAAGCAAACGAGAACACCAGCUGUCUGAUACUGAUUGAUGGAAGGGUGGCUGGCCCAGCGGCCGCUUGAGAACUCUGAUAGAGCACGUUAUGACGUCUUGUCUGGGUUUGUUUUGUCUCCCCGACAGUUUGAUAUUUCAUAAUCACAAAUGACGUUACUGAGUAUGGAUUUAAGGAUAUAAUAGGUUUCUAUUCUGAGGUUUCAUCAGUUUGGUUUGAUGUGUUGCCAUGGUUUCUCAGCAGCUGAGCUCACCUGUGAGGGGCCUACUGGAAAGGUGUUCCACGACAGUCUGAUGAACAGCGGGUGAGUUUAGUGGUCAGGGUCGUACCUGGGCACCUAUACACAAUGCUGAUGGGAAAUACACCCAAUACCACUUCUUCAUAGUAGUAUAAUAUACAUAUUAUAAUCACAAAACUCUUGUGUUCUCAACUCUUCUUUAGCUCUCUGCUGGCCUUUGGUGGCCUGGGCAGUCAGGGCAAGAGCCCACCCCACUCCCCCUCCUACAGCGGCUCCCCCAGCCCCAUCAGGUAAGAGCAGAACACUCCUACUGGAAAGGAAUUCAUUCUCAGUGUUCAGACAGAUGAAACCAUCUAGACAUGCUUGUCAGGUCACCCUGGCAGCUGGGUGGGUGAGUCGGUGUGUAUUGUGCACUGGAAGCCAAGGGCAAUGAUAUACCCUUCUAGAGUAAGAGGAUUAUUGUGUAAGGUUCGAUGACAGGGAGAUGGGGUCGGCCAGUAAGUCAAUCCCAAAGCAAGGGCUCACACAGCUCUCAUUCUCUCUCUCUCGCUCUUUCACUCUCUCUCGCUUUCUCUCACUCACUAUUACAUAGAUUUUUUCCCCAGUAUUUUUGCAGUUUCACUCUCUUUGUUAAUGCAUUAAACAGACGGAAUGGUUAAACGUAACCAACUCCCCCUUUCUCUCUUCUUUCAGUCGGCCUAUCGAGUUCUCUGGCAGUAACUGUGGUAGCUAUGGUAACUAUGGUCAGUCUUUGCCCAUUCCGGUUCCCACUCAGGUCCACAACUACCAGCGCAUGGAGCAGAACCUACAUUCCCCCAGCCAGGAGGGCUCCCCACGGUCAGUAUACACAUACAGUGCCUUCAGAAAGUAUUCACACCCCUUGACUUUUUCCACAUUUUGUUGUAUUACAGCCUGAAUUUAAAAUGGAUGAAAUUGAGAUUUUGUGUCACUGGCCUACAAACAAUACCCCAUAAUGUCAGUGGAAUUAUGUUUUUAGAUUUUUUUUCUGGAGUCAAUAAGUGUUCAACCCCUUUGUUAUGGCAAGCCUGAACAAGUUCAGGAGUUAACAUUUCCUUAACAAGUCACAUAAUAAGUUGCAUGGACUCACUGUGUGCAAUAAUAGUGUUUAACAUGAUUUUUGAAUGACUACCUCAUCUCUGUACCCCACACAUACAAUUAUCUGUAAGGUCCCUCAGUCGAGCAGUGUAUUUCAAACACUGAUUCAACCACAAAGACCAGGGAGGUUUUCCAAUGCCUCGCAAAGAAGGGCACCUAUUGGUAGAUGGGUAAAAAACAUGCAUCCUGUUUGCAAUAAGGCACUGAAGGAAAACUGCAAAAAAUGUGGCAAAGAAAUGAUCUUUAUGUCCUGAAUAACAAAACAAGUGUUAUGUUUGGGGAAAAUACAACACAUCACUGAGUAUCACGAUUCAUAGUUUCAAGCAUUGUGGUGGCUGCAUCAUGUUAUGGGUAUGCUUGUCAUCGGCAAGGACUAGGGAGUUGUUUAGGAUAAAAAUAAACUGAAAAGAGCUAAGCACAGGCAAAAUCCUGGAGGAAAACCUGGUUGUCUGCUUUCCAACAGACACUGGGAGACAAAUUCAGCUUUCAGCAGGACAUAAACCUAAAACACAAGGCCAAAUAUACACUGGAGUUGCUUACCAAGAUGACAUUGAAUAUUCCUGAGUGGCCUAGUUAAAUUUUUGACUUAAAUGUCUAGCAGUGAUCAACAACCAACUUGACAGAGCUUGAAGAAUUUAAAAAAGAAUGUUCAAAUAUUGUACAAUCCAGGUGUUCAAAGUUCUUAGAGACUUACCCAGAAGGACUUACGGCUGUAAUCACUGCCAAAAGUGAUUCUAACAUGUAUUUAAUACAUUUUGAAUUCAUGCUUUAACACAACAAAAUGUGGAAUAAGUCAAGGGGUAUGAAUACUUUCUGAAGGCACUGUAGAUAUACAUGCAUUAUUUACACACACAUGCUUACAUAAACCUAUAGUCUCCUCUAUGGCACAUUAGUAUCAUUUCUAGCUUGGAGAUAAUAGGGAAUAUUGUCUUAUUUUGUGACUACUCUGUUUCUCUCCCCACCACAGGCUGUCCACCCCAGUGCACCGCUGCAGCAGCAAUAGUUCACUGGGAUUCGGAAGGACUGGCCCAUCUCCGCCUUACCCAGGAGGCCACGGGACCUUGUCUGGCCUCCGCAGGCUGUCUGUAGGAGGGGCCAGACCCUUCCAGCUUUCACCUCAAGGUAUGUCUGCCAGAGUGCACUGAUGUGUCAAAAUGUCCCCUCGCUCUUCUUUCUCUCCUCUCAUUCUUCUUCUUCUUCUUUCUCGUCCUCCCCGCUCUCAUCUCCCUCUGUGUCUGAAGUGGGCACCAUCCCUGAGCUGCCAGGGCAGGCGCGCCCGCUGGGCACAGACACAGGCAACGAGGGGUCGCAGGGUGGAGGUGAGAACCCGGAGUUCCCCUCCCUCUUUCCCUGUCCGUCCCCCCAACUUCUAUGUUGACUGUUUUAGUGUUUUGUUAGUGGUGGGUGUCAUGGUUAAACUGGUCAGGGGCACUGGAGACUCUUGCUCUGUGGUAUCCCAAGGUUAUUCACUUCCUGUUGGCUUGAUCAGUGGGGUUUAAAACUGACUUAAAGGAACCUUUUGAUGUUUUACUUCCAUGUGUCUUUCCCUCAGCUUGUCAUCUUAUAUAGUUAGUCCCUCAUCUUUAUAAUGUACAUUUACAUUUCAUUAUUCACAUUGUGCUGGAGUGUUGCACUAUUAUUCCUCCUCUAACUUCUAACCCCUGUCCCUCUCCAGCUCUCCAGUUCCUCGACACGCGGCCUCCCGCUCAGCAGCAGGGCCUUGGAACCCGGCUCCACAGCGCCCCCUGUCUCCUGGAGGCUGCUAGCAGAGGCGGCAGGCAAAAGAUCAGGAAGCAGCACUCGGACCCAGUGGUGGCCAACCACAAGGCAGGCAUGAUGGCUAUGCGGCCCCUGCACUCCUCCCCCAGGCUGAGUGAACUCAUGCAGCGCAGCCCCCUUCCCACUAUCCUGGGAUCCCCCUCUAGAGUGAGUACAUGUUUUGGACACAGCAACAAGUAUAAGACCUAUGCUUGUGUUUUACAGGAAACUGAGCUAUCCAGCAAUUGGCUUUAAUCAAUCAAUCCCACUGUCUAUAGUCUCUAUACUCUCUACUUUGGCUGAGUCUUGCCUCUGACACUGACGUCCUGUCCACAGGCCAUCCCACCCUUUGAGUUUCCCAAACCUCCCAGCUCCCCCAACCUGGUGACCUUCCUGGCCCAGCAGGGCCUGGUUCUUGCCCCGCCUGGCAGCAGGACUGCCUCAGACCACAGGGACACAGGACAGCCUCCUACUGGCCAGCUUGGUCAAUACAGCCACAGGACCGCAGAGGACAACAAGAGCUUUGGCAGGUCUCAGAGUGCAGGUCGUCUGUCUGACAUGUUGCUGAUGGCUGCGUUUGGAGGGCCACUGGGGGAGCGGGGCAGCAGUGAGAACCUCGGAUCUAACAGAGGAGCCAUAGACAUAACAGGUGGGCUUAGUAGAUCUGUUUACCAAGUUUUACGCUUCAGUAGAUGACUACCUGAAUGACUAAAGAGAGAGCUGUUAUGUUCACCAACUGAGCUUGACUAGAUAGUCUAUAUGACAGUGACAGACUGGAGAUCCUUGUUCAAAGUUAAGCAACUUACUUGGUUCACUAUUUGUAUGGAUGUUCAGCAGGACAGAACAGAUUUCCUCACUCACAUUUUCAACUGGGAUCACGGUAUCAAUUGGGUGAAGUUCCACAGGAGUCAAUUUCAACACUUAAACCUUUGAAAAAGGGACAAGGAUCCCAUUUUUUUCUAGAUUCGAUAAGGUGGAAUAUCAUACUAGUCAGUUUGGUCAAGAUAGAGGCUUUCAGUGUGGCGUUAUGGUAGCACAUUUGGCGUGCAAAACCACACAAAGAGCCAAUCAUUUAGAGAUUGUCUGUCUAAGUGGGUCAGUGAAAGUUGUCCAGUGGGAUUCUGAUAAGAUGGAGGUUUCCUUAGUGGAACAUUGUUUCAACAUUCUAAAACAUUAACUGUUGUUAAACCCCUGCUGUCGUAGGUUUAGAAUGGAGGACGUCAGGUUUUAUUUCUACUGCUCUGCUAAUAAUAUGGGCAAACUAGAUGUUAAAAGCAUGCAUCUAACUACCAGGGUAAAUCGCUACUUGCUCCACUGCACGUAGCUAGGUCAUUAGUUACCACUGUUCAUACUCUCUGGCCUAUGUGUUUCUGAUGAUGAGUGCUGUGUUUCUGUCCGUCAGAACCCUCUGGUGGUGGUGCCGUGGCUGCAGGCUCAGCCAGCCCAGCCCAGGUGGUGUUCACUGUGGGCUCCCCGCCCAGCAGCAGCACCCCACCACAGACCUCCAGGACCAGGCAGUACUCAGGUAAGUUCUCAGCAGCCUGGUGAUGUCAUCCUUUACUCAGAACAGCACCACUAUGUAAUAUGUUAAAAAAUGUAUUGAUACCAAUCAUGAGAAACAGCCGUAGAGUAUAGAAUGGCACAGUUUGGUAAAUUUUUUAAGGUUACAAAUGGUACCGUUUGGAUAUGGCAGUAUGAAAAAUUAAAAAGGUUGUGGUAGACCUUAAGAACCCUUUUCCCUCCUCCCACAAUCCCAGGUCCCCAUACAGCUCACCCUCCCAUCCCAUCCCCCCUCCCCAGCUCCCACCUGCCAGGAAGAUAGUGAGACCCCUCCUAGCUGUCCCACCACCCACCAUCGGGAAAAUUAGAAUGCAACCGGCUAUGGCUAUCUCAGUGGCAACGAUGUACACAAUACAUUUCCCUAUGUCAGUCAUGACCUAGUGCCUGUUCUGAGCUUCUUGCCAUGCUCUAACCUCUACUUUCUAUAGCAGGCUCCUCCAGCUCUAUCAGCCCAGUGGGGUCCUUUACCAGCCGAUAUCAGACAGGCACCUAUCUAGACGGCUUCGAGGGUCCCUCCAGUCCACGCUACAGCUUCACGGACCCCAUCACGGCCAACAUGGGGGGACCGGUCACCUUCCUGGCCCCUGAGCUGCCAGAGGAGACACUGAUGGAGGUGAGAGGAUGAGAGUGGGCAUGGGGUGGGAUGUGGGGUUGUUGCUGUCUGUCACUCUGUGUUUGUCUGUCUCUGCAUGUUUUUUUCUGUCAUUUCAUCUCUGUGUCUGUAUUAAGGAAUGCCCAUUAGAGGUUGACACGGGAACAGGACUCCCGCGGGUCUUGCGGUUCCAGUGGUAUUCCGGCAGUCAAGUUUGGGACAGGACAGAAUCGACAGUCCACAGGAACGGGCAGUACAGGAAUAGUUAUAAACAGAGUUUGUUGGGGGGGGGGGGGGGUUUAAUAUGUAAUGUGUGGAUCAUUUCAGAAAGAGACUGUGUGUAGGCCUAAUAUAGUUUACUUAUUAAUAAUCAUUAAAAAGUAAAUGGUCAUUUCCCCCCUUCUGUCGGCUCACUCUCGCGCCGCGCUCCAGUUGUAACCAGUCACUACUUUACCUCAGAUGCAUGCGGAGACUUACACAAUUACACAUGUCCAUAUCCAUGAGUUCAUCCAACUCUGGGUAAGUACAAGGGCUGUCUAUAGAAAAGUUAAUAUGGCUACUCACAUGCAGAGCGGCUGUAUAGCAUUAGUGGAAACCAAGACUGUUCUCAGGGCAUAUCUGCCGGUUCUGAAUAGCAGAAGUGACUUUUUGUAGCAGGUUAGGGGAAUUAACGUGGCAUGUUAAGUUAAUCAGAUUUGUAAUAGUGAACUUUGUAGUGGUCAAUGUGAGUGACCUUGUCUCUCUCUCUCCCUCUGUCUGUCUGAGUGCAGCAGGAGCACACAGAGACCCUGAGGAGCCUGCGCUUCACCCUGGACUUUGCCUGCUGUCUGAUGGAGGUGGCGGGAGUCAGGGGGACUGGGACUGGGGCCUGGGCGGAGCAUGGGGACACCACCCCACCCUCCCUCCUGCAGCAGCAGAGCCUGGUGGCAGACCAGAUCAGCUCCCUCAGCCGGGAGUGGAGGUGAGAGCCACCAGCCAAUAAAGCUCAACCAAUUCUACUACUGUUACUGAAAUGACUUUGUCCAGUAUUUCCUUUUUAUGGAAGAGGAGCUCUUUACAAAUUGAUGAUAAAAGCAAGUCAGACACUUUGCGAUGACUGUAGCACUAGCUAAAAAACUUGCCAUGAGUCUGAUCUGUAUGUGUUUGUGUCUCAGCUAUGCGGAGCAGCUGGUGUUGUACAUGAAGACUGCAGAGCUCCUGUCAUCUGCCUUACACACAGCCAUGGAGCGCAUCAAACAGGGCAAACUGUACCCCUCUGCUACUGUCAAACAAGGUAAGAUACAACAACCUUAGAACAUGGCUGAUUAGAGCAGCCAAAAUGAAAAGCCAACAUUUACAGGAGGAUAUAACAUGAAACUAAAGUAGUAGAUGAUAUCAGUAAAUAUUAUUGAGCCCAAGCCUACUUGGAGUAGGUAGGCUCUCUGUCUGUGUUUCCAACACUGUUCCUCUCUUAACCCUGUUCUCUGUGACUGUGUUUUCAGUGGUCAAGAGACUGAAUGAGCUGUACAAGUCCAGCGUGUCGUCCUGUCUCUCCCUCAAUGCCCGGCUGCAGCGCUUCUUCUCCCGGAAGCACCGUCUCAUGGACCACAUUAACACCAUCACCGCCGAGAGGCUGCUGUUCAGCCACACCGUUCAGAUGGUGAGGGAGACACUGUGUUCAGCUCAACACCGUUCAAAUGGUGAGGGAGACACUGUGUUCAGCUCAACACCGUUCAGAUGGUGAGGGAGUCACUGUGUUCAGCUCAACACCGUUCAGAUGGUGAGGGAGACUGUGUUCAGCUCAUCACCGUUCAGAUGGUGAGGGAGACACUGUGUUCAGGGGGACUGUUCAGCUCAACACCGUUUCUGUCAUCUCAGCAUUUAAUCUGAUCUCCUCUUCACCCUCUCUACUGGGCUUGUGGUUGACUCGUUUCACCAUUUAUACAGCUACAUGUUUAAGAUCACUGUUUUCAUCAGCCACGUGCAUAUAGUGUGUAGCUGUAAUAUGGUGAUAUUUGGAUUAACCUGAUUGCAAGGAGUAUGAUGGCGGUCUUUGCUAUUGUUCACCCAUACUUCCAAAUGGAAUCCUUUGUAUUCAAACCCAAAUACAAACCUUUAUCGUGGCAGUAUUCCUCUCUGACUUUGCCCACUAACUUCCUUUCCACCUCUGUCUCUCUCCCUCCUCCCCACCCCAGGUGCAGGCUGCUGCUCUGGAUGAGAUGUUCCACCAGGGAGAGGCGUCGGUGCUGCGCUACCACAAGGCCCUGCUGCUGAUGGAGGGCCUGUCCCUGCUCCUCACCAAGCACGACGACAUCCUC
Coregonus sp. 'balchen' is the source of this 16332-nucleotide messenger RNA. Lineage: Eukaryota; Metazoa; Chordata; Actinopteri; Salmoniformes; Salmonidae. The record is from the annotation of a GenBank genome assembly.